This is a messenger RNA of Chaetura pelagica (chimney swift), 624 nucleotides long. RefSeq names its product chromosome unknown open reading frame, human C5orf30 (gene MACIR). The transcript has a single exon. Bases 1 to 624 code for a protein of 207 amino acids. NCBI's taxonomy places the organism in Eukaryota, Metazoa, Chordata, Aves, Apodiformes, Apodidae. Gene Ontology annotation, biological process: negative regulation of cytokine production involved in inflammatory response; negative regulation of fibroblast migration. The record is from RefSeq and is a predicted model, not a curated record.
AUGGAAGUUGACAUAAACGGAGAAUCCAGAACGACCCUAUCCAGCCUCCCUGUGCCUCUUGCAGAGGUGAGUCCCAGAGGCAGGAUGGAAUCAGAGAAGCCUCGCUGUUCCAGUACCCCCUGCUCACCAAUGCGACAGACGGUUGCAGGAUAUCAGAUCCUUCGCAUGGAUUCUAACUACCUAGUUGGUUUUGCGACUGGAGAGGAGCUGCUAAAAUUAGCUCAGAAAUGUACAGGAGGUGAAGAGAAUAAAGGGGAACCUGGGUUGAACCUGCACUCCAGACACCAUGAUUCAGGACUUACACGUUCCUCCCGUUUCUACAAAACUAGAAGUAGGUAUUAUCAGCCAUAUGAGAUCCCAGCAGUAAAUGGAAGGAGGAGGAGACGGAUGCCCAGCUCAGGGGAUAAAUGCACAAAGGCUUUACCACAUGAACCUUGCAAGGCGCUUCAUGCUCCCUUGCCUCUUUGCCUUUUUAAAGGUAAAAAGGCUCAUUCAAAAUCCUUGGACUACCUCAAUUUAGACAAAAUGAGCAUUAAGGAAGCUGUUGACACAGAAGUGCUACAAUACCAGCUCCAACACCUUAACCUUAGAGGGGAUCGUAUGUUUGCAAGAAAUAACACAUGA